GAGGGGCUGGGCCUGGGGAUGUGGGAGGAGUGGGGUUGUGAGAAUCGCAAGGUAUUGGGGAUUUUUGGUGUGUCAGAGUUGGUGCAGAAGGCUGGUCGAGAAGCGUGUUAUAUAUAGAGUUAGGAUGUAGGUGAUGCUGCUUGGGGGAGGGGGGCUUGUAGAAGUAAAGAAAGAACGGGAACUUGGAGAUUACGGAGCAAGGGAGGUGCUGGGGGAAAUGAAGGGCUGUGUAAGAAAGCAUGGUUGGAGGCCAGCUGCAGGGGAACUUGACUGGAAGCAUGCUUAUGAAUAAGUAUUCGUUGAAGGGAUGAAUGCGAAAGGAAGCAAAAGAAUGAGGGAACAAGAAAAGGGAGAUGAAGAUAGUAUUUUGAGAAACCAGCGGAGAUGUAAAUAGAGAAAAAUGUAGCAUUUUUGCCAAAACAGGUUAAGUUGCUUUCAUUGGGAAAAGAUUGUAUGGAACUUCAUAACCCUUGAAUUAAGGGAGUUUAGAGUAAUAGUAAUUGGAGCUGUCAGGAUGGUGGAGAAUAGAUGGAUAAGAGGUGGGGAGUGCUGGGCUUGAGGAUGAGACAGGAGAACCGGAGCCUAACCAUCAAACUUCGGAAACGGAAGCCAGAGAAAAAGGUAGAAUGGACGAGUGACACUGUGGACAACGAACACAUGGGGCGCCGCUCAUCAAAAUGCUGCUGUAUUUAUGAGAAACCUCGGGCUUUUGGCGAGAGUUCCACGGAGAGUGAUGAGGAGGAAGAGGAGGGCUGUGGUCAUACACACUGUGUACGGGGCCACCGCAAAGGACGGCGUCGUGCAACCCCGGGACCAAGCCCCACCACCCCUCCGCAGCCUCCCGACCCCUCCCAGCCCCCUCCAGGGCCAAUGCAGCACUAAAUUCCUCUCUCCCCCACCAUUCCUGUGUCUGUCUGGCCCUGAAUGUAUUCAUGUGGCUCCUUGGGGACUAAACCCAUGUUUGAUCCCUUCUCCAGCCCCUUCCUCCCCUCUCCGGAUAGAAGGAAACAGGAGAGGAGGGUGGACAGAGAUCCCGGAAUUCUGACUUGCUGCUAUUCCAGAGCCCAGGCUUCUGGGUUCUCUGAGUCCUCAUUUCUCUUCCCAGUACCCAGCUUCCUCUCUCCAGGGAUCCAGGCAUCUUGGUCCCAAUCUCUUCCCUUUGUUCUCACUGCCAAACUGCCUGUCCUGGGAUCCAGUUAUCCUGGCCCCAUGCACUCUCCACUUGAGUCCCAAACAGUUAAACUGGGUUUCCAACAGCCCCAGCUUUCACUGCCAGGGUCCUAGUCAGAUUCCAGGCAACCUCGGCCCAGCUACGCUUGUUACCCCUGGCUUAGAGCUCUUCCACUGCUGUCUUUACAUAAUGCUAACUCUUAGUCCUGGCCUGUGGGAUUGUGAGGUCUUAUGAGAGACCUCAGGGCGCUCUUUCCUUCCUCUCCUGCCCACUCCCCUCAUGCCCUUAAGAGAAGUUAGGAGGGAGAGAGGUCUUUGUCAUGCUCACCUUUAAUGGGUAAUGGAGAAAAAAAUUAAAAAAGUCAUAUCCUCUCUCCUCUUCCUUCUCACAUGACCUAGGGUUUCUGACAAAGCUGGCUUCAAGAUCAGUCACUUGCAGCCAACUGUUGGCCUUUGGUCUUCCAGGUUAGGAGACAGAUCCAUCAGGGUCCCAGGGAGAGGAAGGAAAAGGGAGGGAGCAAAGAGAUGGGGGUUUGUCCCCUGUGCUGUACUCUUACCCCUUCCUUCCUAAGCAUUGGUGUCUCUGCCAGCCCAGGUGUCCAGCUCUCUUGGCCCUCUGCACCCCUUCCCGGGAUCUGGAUGUCAUUUUCCAGGCCUCUUGCCAUGCACAGUUGCAGAGAUCAAAUCCAUACCACCACCACUGAGAUCUCAUUUAUUGCCACAGAUGCACAAAAUAAAUAACCCAACAUCACAAAACGUGUUAAA
Molecule: messenger RNA, 1935 nt
Organism: Sus scrofa (pig)
Lineage: Eukaryota; Metazoa; Chordata; Mammalia; Artiodactyla; Suidae
Source: RefSeq, a predicted model, not a curated record